GUGUUCCCUCAUUUUCAUUUAAUGCUGGAAUAUUCAUUUCAUUUGAGCCUGUAUUAUUAUAAUAUGUCCCACUGCGUAUAUUUCAUUUCUCGCCUUCCAUCGUGAGUCACUACGCAGGCCACUACGCAGGUCACUACGCUCCGCAGGCGGAGCAGUGACAUCUCAUUCUUCUCGAGUCGGGAUGCGUUCCAAAAAUUGCAAAAAACAGCACAAACUUUUAUGUCCGCGACCGUGCAUGGUGCAAAUAAUUCGCGCGAAAAUAUUGUAGUGUAUCAAAAAACGAUUAAUAAAAACGAUUAAUAUUAAUAAAUAUUGUUUAAAAAUUGUGUAACGUUACAAAAAUGCCGCGAGCAAGUAAUAAUAAAAACGGAGCAAACUCUGCCAAGGAUAUAAGAUCCUAUUUUGCGCCGAUCGCAAAUUCUCAGAAAAAAAAUAGCGAAUUGAUUUCAAAACCUCAAAAAAGACGUGUAAUUUCAUCUGAUGAGGAUGAAGAGAAACCGAAAACAACUGCAAAACGCUCCAAGAUAUUACAAAAAAUAAAAAAGACUGUAAUCUUAUCAGACUCUGAGGAUGAUAUGAUUAAUGAUUCUAAGCAACCUGAAGCAAAUAAAACAAAUGGAAAUAAAGAAUCACUGAAGAAAAUUGUCUCUCCCAGUGAGUUGUUUAGUAAGAAACCUAUAACAAGGGUAGAAGAAACAAAAGUAAACAAGAAGUUACAGAAAAUGGAAUCUGAAUUUCAUAAUGAUGAUGAUUUUGAUGCUGUAUUGAAUCAAUUGGAUGAAUGUAAGAAUAUACAAAACAUAAAGAAAGAAAAAGGUAGUACUAAGAAUGCAAAUAUAUCUAACAGUCAUGAAGCAAUAACGAAAGCAGAAGUAAGUUCUAAUAAGAGCAAGAAAAAAAAAGAAAAGGGUUCCUCAGAAAAAUCACACAAUGAAACAAAUGAAACAAACAAAAUAAAAGAUAAAGAGGUGAAGUCUUCAAAUAAAGAUAAUCUUUCAAAAACUGUCACAAGUUCUCCAAAACGGAAACUACAAAAAAGGAAGAAAAGUAAUUCUAGUUCAAAUGAGGACUUAGAUACGAAUGAUAAGCAUACUCGUAAUAUAUCCAAAAAGUUUAACUUCACAAAUAUGCUAACCAUCUCAAUAUCUGCCUCUACUACAAAAGACGAAGAUAUUGGAAAGCGGUCAUCAAACAAGAAAAAAACUAAGGAUACUGACCUGUUUGAAGAAAGAAUAGAAAAGAAAAGACAACAGGCUAUCUUAUAUGAGAAAUAUCUUCAGAGAGGUGGUGCCAGAAAUCCUGGUUCAAAAACAAUCCCUACAGGUGCUAAAAAUUGUUUAGCUGGUUUAACCUUCCUGACCACAGGUGUCUUUGAGUCCUUAGAAAGAAAUGAAGUUGAAGAUUUAAUAAAGAAUUAUGGAGGCCGUAUUGUAAACUCUGUGUCAAGUAAAGUCAAUUACAUCAUGGUUGGAGAUGAAGCUGGUCCAGCUAAAUUGGCAAAGGCAAACACUUUAAGCAUCAAACAAAUAACCGAGGAUGAUCUGUUAGAAAUGAUCCGCACAAGACCGGAAGGUAAAUCUGAAGAUAUCAAGCCAACAAAAGCAAAACCAAAUGUGAAAAAGAUGUCGAGUAAAUCUGAAAGUGAUACAUCGCCAUCGCCGAACAAGACGAAAGCACUGUUAGUUUCGCCCAAGAAAGAAACUUCGCCAAUCUCAUCAUUGAAAAUCAAAAUGUCACCAAAAUCAGUGGAAAUAAAAAUUUCGUUACCAGAACCGAAACAGACCUCAGAUAUAAGCAGUAAUUUACAGGAGGCAACUACAAACGUCAGUUCAGAACCAUUAGUUGAAAAAUACAGGCCUAAAACUUUGAAGCAAAUUAUAGGUCAACAAGGAGACAGGAGUUCCGCACACAACUUGUACGUCUGGCUGCGUGAUUGGCACAAGAAUCGCCAAGAUCCAAAAUCCUCGAGUAAGCAAAACAAUGGACAAAGUUUCAAGGCAGCCUUGUUAUCUGGCUCACCAGGCGUUGGUAAAACAACGACUGCUCAGAUUGUUUGUAAAGAGUUGGGAUACGAUCUGUUAGAAUUCAAUGCUUCUGAUACCAGAAGCAAGACACUCCUGAAAGAACAAGUGUCAGGAUUGUUGUCUAAUACCACGAUGAAAGAUUACUGCACAGGUAACAAACAAAAGAUCACAAGCAAGCACGCGUUGCUAAUGGACGAAGUUGACGGUAUGGCUGGUAAUGAGGAUCGCGGUGGCUUGCAGGAAUUGGUUAAUUUGAUCAAACAUACCGACGUGCCGGUUAUCUGUAUAUGUAAUGAUCGAUUCAACACGAAAAUGAGGACCCUCUCCUGUCACACUUACGAUCUGAAAUUUCCAAAGCUCAGAGUCGAGCAAAUCAGGAGUUCGAUGAAAUCCCUGUGCUUUAAAGAGAACAUACAAAUCUCGACGGAGGAUCUCGAUCGCUUGAUCGAGUCGACGAAUUAUGAUAUUCGACAAGUGAUCAAUCACUUGGAAUUCCUCAGCGGAAAAACGGCUCAUGUAGAGGCGGCCGACAAGAAACAUUCUAACAAGAACUUCAAACUCGGUCCAUUCGACGUCGCGAAACUGGUGUUCAACGCUGCGGAACAGCGGAGUAUGAAUCUCAACGAUAAAAUCGGCUUAUACUUCCACGAUUAUAACAUAGCGCCUCUUUUCGUGCAGGAAAAUUACCCUGCCGUUAAAUUAUCUCAGGUGUCAUCUCUUCAGAGGCUGGAGAAGAUCGCUCGGGCGGCCGACAGUAUAUCCCAGGGUGAUCUCAUCGAAAAAGUGAUGAGGAGUAGCAUGAUGUGGAGUCUGCUUCCGUUACAUGCCUGUUUCUCCUUUGUCAUACCGGGCAACGAAAUGUCGGGGAAUCUCGACUCGAUGGUACGAUUUCCGGGUUGGUUCGGACGAAACUCGAAAGCGACGAGAUUCAAUAGACUGAUGCAAGAGUUAACGACGCAUACGCGGUUGGCCACGGGUGCGAACAAAGACGCCCUCAAUUUAGAUUACAUGGUCCACAUACGGAACGCUGUUGUAAAACCUCUGUUGGAUAACGGCGCCGAUGGUAUAGAAGCAGCGAUUGCUGUUAUGGGAAAGUAUCAUCUAAUGAGGGAGGACUUGGACUCAAUGAUGGAAAUUUCUCUCUGGCCGGGCAUAAGUGAUCCCACGAGUAAUCUUGAUAGCAAAGUGAAAGCAGCGUUUACGAGAGCGUAUCAGAAGAAUUCUCCUAUGUUGCCAUAUGCAAUUAACAGUGCUGUCACUACAAAAAAAAGAUCCGCGCAAGAUGACGAUUUAAUGGAUGAGGAGGAACCCGAAGAGGAGGAAGACAAUAUCGAUUCGGACAAAAUGGUCAAGGUAAAAAAACCUACCGUCGCUUCCACUAGCAAAGCUGCUACAAUCAAAAAAACUGAUGGACCAGCUAAAAAGCGUGGAAGAGGACGCGGUAAAGCAAAAUGAAACAGCGUUGUGGAAUGUGAAUUUUUUAUUUAAAUAAUAUGCUUGAAUAUAUAUUUCUGUGCCGUGUAGAAUAUUAUCACGAGAUAACUCGAAGCUCUCCUCUGGUUUGUACGCAUUCUAAAAUAACAAAAUUAAUGAAUUGUCUCCACACUACUAUACAUGAUCAAUCUGUUUUUUUUUGUAUUUAUAAUAUAUAAGAGAUGAAAUAAAAAACGAUAAAGCC
Molecule: messenger RNA, 3702 nt
Organism: Harpegnathos saltator (Jerdon's jumping ant)
Lineage: Eukaryota; Metazoa; Arthropoda; Insecta; Hymenoptera; Formicidae
Gene: Gnf1
Product: germ line transcription factor 1
Exons: 17
Coding region: 342-3479 (1045 amino acids)
Biological process (GO): DNA repair; DNA replication
Cellular component (GO): nucleus; DNA replication factor C complex
Molecular function (GO): DNA binding; ATP hydrolysis activity; ATP binding
Source: RefSeq, a predicted model, not a curated record